Cylicocyclus nassatus is the source of this 1257-nucleotide messenger RNA. Lineage: Eukaryota; Metazoa; Nematoda; Chromadorea; Rhabditida; Strongylidae. The record is from the annotation of a GenBank genome assembly.
GUGCGCAUGUCUUCGCUCUUCUCUCACACAAUUGUUUCACCUCUCAAUUCGCAGACGUGUGUUGAUUUUUCGGAUCUUUUCUCUUUCACGCUUAUGUUUGAAUCCUUUUCAGCAGUCGGGCAAGGACUUCUCCUCGUCGUUUUCUGAACCGGUCUUCUUUUAUUCUUGAUCUCUCUUCUUAUAACAACAACACACAAUGGCUGACCAACUGACCGAGGAGCAGAUUGCUGAAUUCAAGGAGGCAUUCUCAUUGUUCGACAAGGAUGGUGACGGUACGAUCACCACCAAAGAAUUGGGAACCGUCAUGCGAUCCUUGGGACAAAAUCCAACUGAAGCUGAAUUGCAGGAUAUGAUCAAUGAAGUCGACGCUGAUGGUAAUGGAACCAUCGAUUUUCCCGAAUUCCUCACUAUGAUGGCGAGAAAAAUGAAGGAUACUGAUAGCGAAGAGGAGAUUCGCGAAGCUUUCCGAGUGUUCGACAAAGACGGAAAUGGUUUCAUCUCGGCUGCUGAAUUACGCCAUGUGAUGACUAACCUUGGAGAAAAACUUACCGAUGAGGAAGUUGAUGAAAUGAUCCGUGAGGCUGACAUUGAUGGAGACGGACAAGUUAACUAUGAAGAAUUCGUAACAAUGAUGACGACCAAGUAAGCAAUUGAACGUGCUCCGAAAUUCUCAGUUCCCAACUGAUCUGUGUACCCAUCCAAAUUUUUUUGUUUUGUGUGUACCUCGUGUAUCCAUCAACAAUACACGUCGUGUGUACCAAUGUGUAUCCACACUUCCUCCAUUGUGUUUCGCGCUCGUUGUACACCCCGCAUUCAUAUAUCUGAAUUCUUGUUUUUUUUCUCAUUCUCUCAUAUAUUUUGCGAGGGUUCUGUGCUCGAAUUAUAAAUAAUAUGUGUAUCUAAAUAGAUAGAUCAUAUUAUGUUGAUCUAUUUUUUGGACUAUUCUUCUUUCGCUCUGAUUCUCCGUUCCGCUCUGUAUAAUUCCGUGUAGUUCUCUCGUUGGUGGGCUUCGCCUUUUGCCGCCGCCGCCGCGUCGCGCCGCGCUGCGCCAUCGUUGUUUUCUCUCCCCGUCGCCUCGGAGCCCUUCAAAACCAUCACAUUUGCCCUGGUUAGAGAAAUUCUCACCAUCCCUAACACCAAAUCCACAGUACACACACUAGGAGGUGAAGAGAGCCGGGCAACGCCAUAUUCUUGCGUUGUUCUUUUCGAAAGUUUCCCUCUUCCACUGAUGUUCCUUGUCUGCGUUCGAAAAUCCCC